Molecule: messenger RNA, 1698 nt
Organism: Penicillium nucicola
Lineage: Eukaryota; Fungi; Ascomycota; Eurotiomycetes; Eurotiales; Aspergillaceae
Exons: 6
Coding region: 1-1698 (565 amino acids)
Biological process (GO): proteolysis
Cellular component (GO): fungal-type vacuole
Molecular function (GO): serine-type carboxypeptidase activity
Source: RefSeq, a predicted model, not a curated record
AUGCGUGUCUCAACCUGGAUCCCAUUGUUACUGCCUCUUGUGUCGGCCGUGCCACAGAAUCCUGUCUAUGAAGCAAUUACUCGUCGCCAGUUACCCAAGGAGCCGACUGGGGUGAAGACAAUCAAGACGGCCAAUAAUGUGACGAUUCGCUACAAGGAACCCGGGAAAGAGGGUGUUUGCGAGACAACACCCGGUGUCAAGUCUUAUUCGGGCUAUGUUGACCUCUCGCCGACAGAGCAUACAUUCUUCUGGUUCUUCGAGGCUCGCCAUGAUCCGAAAAAUGCCCCGAUUACGUUGUGGUUGAAUGGUGGCCCUGGAAGUGAUUCUCUCAUUGGGUUAUUUGAGGAAUUGGGCCCUUGUCGUAUUAAUAAUGAGUCUGAGUCCGAGAUUAACCCUCACUCGUGGAAUGAGGUUUCGAAUAUGCUGUUCCUGUCUCAGCCGCUUGGUGUUGGCUUCUCAUAUGCUGAAAAGGCUCCUGGUACACUUAACCCCGUGACUGGGGUAUUUGAAGAUGCAGACUUUGCAGGCGUUGAUGGUCGUUAUCCGGUCAUUAAUGCUACCAAGAUUGAUACUACCAAUCUCGCUGCGAUCGCUACCUGGGAAGUCCUGCAGGGAUUCCUGGGUGCUCUCCCAAAGCUGGACUCAAAAAUCAAGUCGAAGAGUUUCAAUCUGUGGACUGAAAGCUAUGGAGGACACUAUGGCCCUGCCUUCUUCGAUCACUUCUACAAAGAAAACGAGAAGAUCAAAAACGGUACCCAACAGGGUAUCCAACUCGACUUCAACACCCUCGGCAUUAUAAACGGAAUCAUCGACGAGGGCAUCCAAGCUCCUCACUAUCCUGAGUUUGCCGUGAACAACACUUACGGUAUCAAGUCUGUCAACGACACAGUGUACAAUUACAUGAAAUUCGCCAACGGAAUGCCAAACGGCUGCCAAGACCAAAUAGCCUACUGCAAACAGACAAACCGCACCUCCCUAGCAGAUUUCUCUAUCUGCACAGAAGCAACAAACAUGUGUCGCGACAAUGUUGACAUCAACCAUAACCCAUACAUACUUACCAGCCUGAAUACAGAGGGCCCUUAUUACUCCUUUGGAAACAGAGGCGUCUAUGAUAUCCGCCAUCCAUACGACGACCCAACCCCAGAAAGCUACUAUUCAUCCUACCUCGCCAAAGACACCGUCCUAAACGCCAUAGGCGUCGACAUAAAUUACACACAGUCCAACAACGAGAUCUACUACGCUUUCCAGCAAACAGGCGACUUUGUCUGGCCGAAUUUCCUCGAAGACCUAGAGGACAUUCUCUCAAAACCAGUCCGCGUGGCUCUCAUCUACGGCGAUGCCGACUAUAUCUGUAACUGGUUUGGUGGGCAGGCUAUCUCCCUGGCUGCGAAGUACAAGCAUAGUAAGCAGUUCAAGAAGGCCGGUUAUGCGCCUUUUACCGUUGACGGUGUCGAGUACGGUGAGACGAGGGAGUUUGGGAACUUUUCCUUUACUAGGGUUUAUGAAGCUGGCCAUGAGGUGCCUUAUUAUCAGCCUGUUGCUGCCUUGCAGUUGUUCAAUCGGACGCUGUUUGGGUGGGAGUUGCCUGAUGGUGUGCGGAAGUUGAAGGAUGGGUUCGGGACUGAGGGGGAUGCAGUGGCUACUCAUACGCAGUCUUCUGUGCCUUUGCCAUCGGCUACCAAGGCGGAGUUGAUAUAG